Folsomia candida is the source of this 2522-nucleotide messenger RNA. RefSeq names its product F-box only protein 25. Bases 519 to 1544 code for a protein of 341 amino acids. Gene Ontology annotation, biological process: protein ubiquitination. The transcript is spliced from 8 exons. Gene Ontology annotation, molecular function: protein binding. NCBI's taxonomy places the organism in Eukaryota, Metazoa, Arthropoda, Collembola, Entomobryomorpha, Isotomidae. The record is from RefSeq and is a predicted model, not a curated record. Gene Ontology annotation, cellular component: nucleus; SCF ubiquitin ligase complex; cytoplasm.
AGCUGGCUUGUGCGAUUUUACGCAACACAACUCUCUCCCACACCAGCAUGUUAUCAUUCGCGUUUGUUAUUAUUAGAGCAUCAGCCGUAGGAUUUUGUGCGCUAUAGAACGCAAAAAAGUGGAUUCGUUCGUAUUCAUCGUCGUCGUCUGCAAAUGCGAUCAAUUCUCUCCACGAGUCAGGCGAAACACGAUCAAAACAAGGAAACUUCGUCACACAGCUGAUGUGACGAGCUUCAUCAUCAUAUCGUCCGUUGUUUCUGAACAGUGACUGAUAAGCGCAAAGGUCGUGAGUGAAUCAACAACAGAGUCAUAGAACGUGUGUUUGUAUGACUAGUACGACAGUUAAAUACUAUAACGAGUUGAAAGACGAAGCUAUUAAACACGUUCUUUGUUGCCGUCGUGAACAUAACAGUUUUUGGGGAGGAGAUCGGUGGGUGUGGUCAUGUCAGAGAGCUCUGCUGAGAUUGAGUGAACAGGAUAAUCAAGAAAUUUGAGGUAAGGGGAGGACUUUAAGGAGGAUGCCUUUCAUAAGCAAAGACUGGAGGUCGCCUGGGGAGCAGUGGGUCAAAAUCGGACCUGGGUGGGAGCGAGCCAAGGUUCUCAACUAUCUCCAUUCGAGCUAUUUUGGAAAUGGGGAUGGCAGCGGUGGCAGAGGAGACGAAUCUCUCCAGCCUCAAUACAAUGUGACGACGCGGACCACGAGAGAAAUUCGUCGACAAAACACAUUGUCAGAGGCAUUGUUGCAGCUGGACUUUUACUCCGCGUGUCAUGACAUUCGUCGGUUCAACUAUACGUGUCGAAUGCUCCAACUUCUUCUACUCAGCAUGGACCACCUUCCAGGCAACGUUCAGCGCAUCCUAAUUCGCCUCAUUGAUGAGGCCGCCACUACAGCACGCCAGAACGGGUGGUGCGGUCAAGUUAGGGCCGUUCUUCAGGCCAUGAGGGAAAAGACGGUGGACCAACCCGUGUGGGGUGGGCAACUGGGCUCGACCAAGUUGUGGGAGGAGCACAAGGCUCACAUUACUAAAAUCCUCAAUUCUGAUUCUCAGUCAAACAUUGGCAGCGAUUCCGGGAAGGACGAUGUGGAUAAGAGUCCUCCACUUGACCAGCUCCCGGAGGAAGUUCUGCGACAGAUUCUCCUCAAACUGAGUUGUGAGAAGGACAUUGAGUCUCUUGGGAGCAGUCACGCCUGCCUGGGUCGCGUGGCGGGUGAGAAUCGCGUCUGGAGAGAGCUGGUGGCUUAUCAUUUCACUCCGCAACAGCUGCAAUUGAUCCAGGAUCGACUGGAGAGCCUCCCUAUCUGGCCAAACCAUAGGGCCGGACCCCUCAAAGCACCACUCGUGGUCACAGAACCCCUCUGGAAACUCAAAUUUAAAACUCUGAAGAGGAGAUACGGUCUAGGACGAGAAGAAUACGCGGAUGAACUCAAUCUCUGCAAAAGUUGCGGCCUCCUGUUUUGGACGAAUCAGACGAGUCAUGACUGUGGCGUCCCUCUUCUCGUCCGUGUCAAGCCAGGAGAGUUUAUCUCCCUCUUCUGCGUCUAAAGAGAGAUAGAGAGUUGAACAUGAUAUUACCAUAUACAUAGAAUAGAACAUUCAUUAUUUCGGAUUUCGGAUCGAAUAGGAUAUAAGAUAAGAAACAGUUAAAUGACUGACUGCAGCAAAGGUGAAGGUGAAUGAGUGAUAGCUUCAAACCAAAUAAUUAUAUUAUCCGUUUUUGUCAAUUCUUAAUUAUAAUUAUGAAUAUUGUGAGGAGGAGAAUGCUUAUACCGAGUAUGUCGUAAGGUGUGUAACAAUUAACUGAUACAUUUCAUUGUGAGCCUUGUGCCGUCGGGUAAAUAUGUAACUUUUGUGUCGUCGUUGUCGUCGUCCUCGUUAAUUAGUUUUUUGUGCUCUAUUCGAAGAAAUGUGUACAGAGCUUGAAUUUGUGAGGGGACGGAAGAAUUAUUGAAUGUAAUGCUGUCCUUUAUCAGCACGUCGUUUUAUAUAGAGAAAUCUUCAAUUUCAGCUGUGAUGGGUCAGGUUUGGCAGAGGAGUGAGAUGAGAACCAUUGCUAAUAAUUUUUAUAGCGUGUAUCUGUGUAAGUCAUUAGUCGACUACGCAGCGAUGUUUAAAGUCCACACCCAUCCCUCACAACCUCUGUGCAUUUACCCAGUUUCGUGGUGCUAGUACCCAUCUCACGUACAUAUGUACACAUACCUCCAUCGACAUUAAGAAAAAGUAUUACUGCUCGCUCGAGAGAGAUAACGCAUUCGUCAUUCCGCAAUAUCGCUAUUUAAAUGGAAACAAGUCGCAACUUAAUCUACAACUAUACAAUAGAAUCGCAAGAAUCACACUAUAUAAUAUAAAUAAAUAUCCUAAGGAUUUAGCAUUUUAUGUCAUCGAUUAACGCAUAGCAUUCAAUACGAGCUCGUUUUUUUCGUUUGUCUUUAUGGACACAAAUGCGUAGUUAUUUUCAUUCAACCAAUUGUUUGAUUUUUAGUCGAGUAAUAAUAAUAAUAAAUACUACUUGUUCUCAACUCA